Molecule: messenger RNA, 714 nt
Organism: Aspergillus brunneoviolaceus CBS 621.78
Lineage: Eukaryota; Fungi; Ascomycota; Eurotiomycetes; Eurotiales; Aspergillaceae
Exons: 1
Coding region: 283-597 (104 amino acids)
Source: RefSeq, a predicted model, not a curated record
GAAUUUCGAUAGCCGCUGAGUUAACAAGCUACACGCGUGUUGACAACAGUCUUGAUCCACUAAUCACUGAGACAUCAUGAGCACCUGCAUCACUUUUACUUUCACUUUCACUUUCCAAACUCAAAUGGAUGAGCAGCACCCACCUCUCCUGUCGAUUUAAGAGGCAUUCGUCUGCGGGCAAUUGGCAGACUACACAGCCUCUUCAUCCCCUCCAGCUACUGGCACCUAUCUGUACUGCACGGAAAUUGUCCUAGAUCGCAUCCGCCCAUUCUUUAGACAAACAUGCCAACCAGCGUUUCGAUUCUGAUCUACAUUGGGGACCCGCUCGACUUCACCAAGUACCGCCACACAGGGCUUUUUUUUCGAGCAUAUAACCGGAGCAGCUGGGAUUUUCGAGUUCCAAACCUACGAGAAUUACAACCCCGAACAAAGUCGACGGCUGGCAUCUACUGUUCGAGUGGCGGACCAACCGGAGUCAAUCAGCGAAGCCUCUAUCAGAAGCGUGAUUUCCAGGACCCCAGUCAAGAAUGGACCCACAGAUGCGGACUGGAAUUGCCAGGAUUGGGUGGGGGAUGUUGUGAUUGUUUGCUCGAUUAGCAGGCCCGGGAUAUGGGUGAUCCAUGAAGGGAAACAUCGACCCUGUCUCUGGUUGUCCGGCUCGCGUUCCGUCGGAGGGAAUGGGUCGGAUUCUGCGUGCUUUCAUUGUUGAAUUGA